This is a messenger RNA of Pipistrellus nathusii (Nathusius's pipistrelle), 621 nucleotides long. The record is from the annotation of a GenBank genome assembly. NCBI's taxonomy places the organism in Eukaryota, Metazoa, Chordata, Mammalia, Chiroptera, Vespertilionidae.
AUGGAGCUGAACUCCCUGCUGAUCCUGCUGGAGGCGGCCGAGUACCUGGAGCGCAGGGACCGAGAGGCCGAGCACGGCUACGCCUCGGCGCUGCCCUUCGACGGCGACUUCGCCAGGAAGAAAACAAAGGCAGCCGGCCUGGUGCGCAAGGCUCCGAACAACAGGUCUUCACACAAUGAACUAGAAAAGCACAGACGAGCCAAGCUCAGGCUCUACCUGGAGCAGCUGAAGCAGCUGGUGCCCCUGGGCCCCGACAGCACCCGCCACACCACGCUGAGCCUCCUGAAGCGCGCCAAGACGCACAUCAAGAAACUGGAGGAGCAGGACCGCAGGGCGCUGAGCAUCAAGGAGCAGCUGCAGCGAGAGCACCGCUUCCUGAAGCGGCGCCUGGAGCAGCUGUCGGUGCAGAGCCUGGAGCGCGUGCGCACGGACAGCACGGGCUCCGCCGUCUCCACGGACGACUCGGAGCAAGAGGUGGACGUGGAGGGCAUGGAGUUCGGCCCCGGCGAGCUGGACAGCGUGGGCAGCGGGAGCGACGUGGACGACCACUACAGCCUGCAGAGCGACGGCGGCUACGGGCCUCCCCGGCGCCGGCGGCCGGCCCGCCCUCGCCUCUCGUAG